AUGAACGAUUUUCAACCCAAUGAUGUUAUGUAUGUUUUGCAUAACUCCACUCUAUACUUCCUUCUAUACGCAGCUGUUCAGAUAAGUCAAUACAUUUUUCACAUUCUUUACAAUAAUAAAGUAAUUCAAACUUACUUUUUCAAAUACCAGAAAAAAAUUAAAAAGACCUACUGCCAGUACACGAAAUCGAGUGAGUAUCAAGAUAUUAGUAACAAAAUAGAACAUUUAAAGAAAAAAAUAAAAAAAUACACUAAACUUAUAGAAGAAAAUAAAAAAUCGAACAAGCAUAUGAAUGAAUAUGAUUUGUUAAUAUUAAAUGGGAAGUUUACCAGGAAGCUUUUAAAGGAAGAAAAAAAUUUAAACGAUUUGAAUAACUUACUUGAACAGGAAAAUCAGGGAGAUUAUUUAUUCCACGCUUGUGAUAUUCUUUCAUCUUUGGUGACCUCGAACAGUGUGCUUGCUAACGUCCUUCGCACCCAAAUAACCGUAACCUUUCUGUUCCUGUACCUGAAAUACCUCUCCUGUCAAAACGCAAAAUUGUCUCACGUGUCAACCGAAAUGGACAUAUGGUUUGGGAAACAUUUUAAGAUAAUUUCCACAGAACCUUGGGCGAAUAACCUGAUUAAUUUAUUGUAUGGAUACAACACAGCGCACGUGGUUUUUCUCACGCUCAAGCAGAACGUUUCCAAUUUGUUUAUCAAAUCAGAAGUUAAGAUGAAAACAGUAUAA
This is a messenger RNA of Plasmodium gonderi, 729 nucleotides long. RefSeq lists its product as hypothetical. The transcript has 3 exons. Bases 1 to 729 code for a protein of 242 amino acids. NCBI's taxonomy places the organism in Eukaryota, Apicomplexa, Aconoidasida, Haemosporida, Plasmodiidae. The record is from RefSeq and is a predicted model, not a curated record.